Beta vulgaris subsp. vulgaris (sugar beet) is the source of this 899-nucleotide messenger RNA. Its product is annotated as transcription factor SRM1. Gene Ontology annotation, molecular function: DNA binding. Bases 1 to 768 code for a protein of 255 amino acids. The record is from RefSeq and is a predicted model, not a curated record. Lineage: Eukaryota; Viridiplantae; Streptophyta; Magnoliopsida; Caryophyllales; Amaranthaceae. The transcript has a single exon.
AUGGCAAACUCAAGCUCUACAUGGACAUGGGAACAAGAUAAAGCAUUUGAGAUAGCUUUAGCACUUUACUCACAUGAUAAUUCUGAGGAAAAGUGGGUGAAAUUAGCAUCUUUAGUCCCAGGAAACAAAACCAUAUUAGAGAUCAAGCAUCACUAUCAAAUCUUGCUAGAUGAUAUUGAGGCAAUUGAAUCAGGAAAUGUGGCCUUACCAUCUUAUACCCAUACCACCACCCCUUGUAAUGCAAAUCAUUCCACCUCCCCAAAGAAGAGAAACAAGGAAUCGGAAUGGGAAGCGCGUAAAGGGCAGCCGUGGACAGAAGAAGAGCACAAGCAAUUCCUAUUGGGAAUGGAAAAGUAUGGGAAAGGGGAUUGGAAAAGCAUUGCCAAGGAGUUUGUCAAAACAAGAUCAGCAACUCAAGUUGCUAGUCAUGCACAAAAGUAUUUUAAGAGGCAAAUGAAGGAAAAGAAAGACACUAAAAGAUGGAGUAUCUUCGAUAUGCCAGCUCCUUGUAGUCAAGGAGACGGGAAAAGCAGUGGUAGCAGUAGUAGUAGUAGUAUUAAUGAAUAUACUCGAAAGGAAAUGGAAACAAAAUACGCCACCAAUGAUACAAAGAAUCAGAAGGUUGUUGAGGUGCAACAUCUAAAUCCAGUGAUUAACUCUUUGGAAUAUAUGUCACCUCCUGAGAGUUGCCUUGUUGAACAUGAUUUUGAUAUAGAUUUAGAGUUUGAAAUGAAUUUACAAGAGUGUUUAUCUCAACUUCCACCCUAGUAUUGGAAGUUGGAAAAUUGAUGUUUGUUUUAUGUAGACAGUAUAUCUUGUUUGAGUUUUAUACUUUAAGGUUAUUAGUCACAUUCUUUUAGUGAGAGUUUAAUUAAUGUCACAGGAUGCAAUCUGUUUAA